AUGUUCGAGGAGAAGGAGAAGUAUAAACCUAAUUUGGACCCAGUUCCAGAACUCCCACACAGCACAGAUCUAGAGCUCCCACACAAGAACACAACAAAGUCAUGGAACAGAAUGAAAUCAUUGAUCGUAUUACAGAAAAGAAUGAAAUCAUUGAUGAAGCCAACGCCACUGGCUCGAGAUGACAUUGCGCUAGCUAGCUUACUUAAAGUUAUUGGUGCCCCGUUGACUCCCGCUUUUCUUAGUUCCAACAACAAUGCCGAUCAACAACCUAGCGAAGGCAAUUCGGCUAAAUACAUUGUGAAGCAAUACGUGGCAGCAGUGGGCGGAGAGAGAGCUUUGUCAUCAUCGGACAACUUGUGUGCGAAGGGCAAUGUGAAGAUCACAAUGUCAAACGGGAAGAGAGGAAGCUCGAAGUUCGUCGGCGGUGACAGCGAACAUGGUAUGCCGAGGUUUGAGCUUUGGCAAAAGAGGGAGCUAUGGUGCAUGGACCUAAUGUUGUCUGCUGGUUACAAAGUUUGCAUGGGAAGUGAUGGCAAGGCGCCUCUGCCUUGGCAUCACACAUACGCUUAUCAAGUCCCGCCUCUUCCCCUUGGACAUCUGCUUCAGGGUCUUAAUCCAUGUUCAUCAGCAAAUUUAUUCAGCAACUCCGAUCGUUUAGGGGACAAACCAGUGAACAAGGAGGACUGCUUCAGACUAGAGGUAGCGGUUAAACCUUCAAUACUAAGCAGCAGCAACGUACAGAUAGUGCGACACACCAUUUUUGGCUACUUCAGCCAGAAGACAGGCCUCUUGGUGAAGCUAGAAGACUCUCGCCAGCUAAGGCUGACAGCUUUGGGAAAGCAUAGUGAUUGGAAAUCAACAAUGGAGUCGUACUUCCAAGAUUACAGAGCCAACGACGGCGUGAACAUUGCACACAGGGUUAGCACUUACUUGUCGUUGCGAGGGGAGAGCUUGGAAGGCCAUUCCCUGAGGAGAAAAAUGAAGUUGAUUUGGAAACUUGAAGAAGUAGGUCUUGACAUUAAGGGGUUGUCAAUUGAGUGCUUCUUGCCUCCUAAUGAUUUGGAAACAGAGGAAGAAUGCUGCGGGGUGAUGAUGUCUAGUCCUGGUGCAAAAUCAACAUCUAGGAUACGAUCUACUUCUCUGAGAUUUCAAGCUACCAAAAUUAUACCCAUUGAUGACUCUGAUCGUGAUCUAAAAGGUAGCGACAUUAGUGACGAGGAUGAUUGGUGA
Molecule: messenger RNA, 1230 nt
Organism: Argentina anserina (silverweed cinquefoil)
Lineage: Eukaryota; Viridiplantae; Streptophyta; Magnoliopsida; Rosales; Rosaceae
Exons: 1
Coding region: 1-1230 (409 amino acids)
Source: RefSeq, a predicted model, not a curated record